AUAUUUUAGAAUGCCAUGAAUUAUAAAGAUGUGCAUAUUGACUUCACUUGGGAAGAGUGGACUUUGCUGGAUACUUCUCAGAAGAAUCUCUACAAAGAUGUGAUGCUGGAGACCUAUGAGAACCUCAAUGAUAUAGGAUACUCUUGGGAAGACAAUAUUAUUGAAGAACAUUGUGCAAGUUCAAAAAGACAUGACAGGCAUGAAAGAAGACAAACUGGAGAAAAUUCUUCUGUAUACACACAAUGUGAUGAAGCCUUUGAAAAUAACAGUUAUCUCCAAAGUCAUGAAAGAACACACACAGGAGAGAAAUCAUAUGAAUGUAACCAAUGUGGUAAAGUCUUUGAAUAUCACAGUUAUCUUCUUAUUCAUCAAAGAAGACAUAGAGGGGAGAAAACCAACAAAUGUAAUCAAUGUGGUAAAGCCUUUUCUCAGCCCAGUGCACUUCAAAAUCAUAAAAGAUCACAUACUGGAGAGAAACCCUAUGAAUGUAGUCAGUGUGGUAAAGCCUUUUCUCAGCACAGUGCACUUCAAAAUCAUAAAAGAUCACAUACUGGAGAGAAACCCUAUGAAUGUAAUCAGUGUGGUAAAGCCUUUUCUCGUCACAGUACUCUUCAAAUGCAUAAAAGGACACAUACUGGAGAGAAACCCUAUCAAUGUAAUCAGUGUGGUAAAGCCGUUUCUUAUCACAGUCAUCUUCAAACGCAUAAAAGAACACAUACUGGAGAGAAACCAUAUGAAUGUAGUCAGUGUGGUAAAGCCUUUUCUCAGCACAGUACUCUUCAAUCGCAUAAAAGAACACAUGCUGGAGAGAAACCCUAUGAAUGUAGUCAGUGUGGCAUAGCCUUUUCUCAUCACAGUACUCUUCAUAAUCAUAAAAGAUCACAUACUGGAGAGAAACCCUAUGAAUGUAAUCAGUGUGGUAAAGCCUUUUCUCAGCACAGUACUCUUCAAUCGCAUAAAAGAACACAUGCUGGAGAGAAACCCUAUGAAUGUAGUCAGUGUGGCAUAGCCUUUUCUCAUCACAGUACUCUUCAUAAUCAUAAAAGAUCACAUACUGGAGAGAAACCCUAUGAAUGUAAUCAGUGUGGUAAAGCCUUUUCUCAGCACAGUACUCUUCAAAUGCAUAAGAAGACACAUAAUGGAUAGGUACCAUGGAAAAGUAACCCGUGUGGUAAAGUCUUUUCUCACAACAGUAAUCUUCAAAUACAUAAAAUGACACAUAAUGGAUAGGUACCAUGGGAAAGUAACCCGUGUGGUGAAUCUUUUUCACAGCACAGUAAUUGACUGCAUCAGAAAUUAACUCAUACUUGGUGAUUAUGGAAAUUUCCAAGGCCAAAUCUCAAAAAAAUGAUGGAAAUGUACAAAAGAAAUGAUCAGGAUGGAAGCUGACAAAAAAUGUCUUUAAAAGAUGGUUGGCUAACCAAAACCACAAGAAUGAGUUUAUCUCCCAUAUGAUAAUAGUCAUCACUGGGACCGCACAAGUCCACAUGUCAGAUGUACACCUGCUUGAUUUUAUACCUCCUGUUAGGAGAAAUUAGGAACUUUCAGGCUCGAACUCUGACUUGUCUGAAUGGGCUCAUAUUCUGCUUCCCUGAUACCUGGAAACAUUCAGUUUGGAACUCUGAAUGGUGGUGACUUGUUGGGAGCCAUACUUGUUGGCAUUAACCUUUAGGCCUAAACUUGGCACACCACAUGGUUAUAGAACUGUCUUUUGAUUAUAAAUGACUCCCAGAA
This is a messenger RNA of Cricetulus griseus (Chinese hamster), 1734 nucleotides long. The record is from RefSeq and is a predicted model, not a curated record. Lineage: Eukaryota; Metazoa; Chordata; Mammalia; Rodentia; Cricetidae.